CAGCUACUAGUGAAGGAAGCGAGGGGUAGGGUUGCAGCAGCCUCGCAUACCACCACACUCGGCACCAUCCUCCUCUUCUUCCCUCCCCCUAGGGUUUCCUCAGAUCUUCCCGAGAAUGGGGUCUUCUCUCCCGCCCAGGGAAGCUAAUCUUUUCAAGGUCAUCGUGAAAUCAUAUGAGACCAAACAGUAUAAAAAGGGACUAAAGUCUGCAGAUUCUAUCUUGAAGAAGUUUCCUGAACAUGGAGAAACCUUGUCCAUGAAGGGAUUAACAUUGAAUUGCAUGGACCGGAAAUCAGAAGCAUAUGAUCUUGUUCGUCGUGGUCUUAAGAAUGACCUUAAAAGUCAUGUGUGCUGGCAUGUUUAUGGUCUACUCUAUCGGUCAGACAGAGAAUAUAGAGAAGCAAUUAAGUGCUACAGAAAUGCUUUGAAGAUUGAUCCUGAUAAUAUUGAAAUUUUGCGUGAUUUAUCAUUGUUACAGGUACAGAUGCGGGACCUGAUAGGGUUUGUUGAAACGAGACAGCAACUUCUGGCAUUGAAGCCAAACCACCGGAUGAACUGGAUUGGCUUUGCUGUUGCUCACCACUUGAAUUCCAAUGCUUCAAAGGCAAUUGAUAUUCUAGAAGCUUAUGAAGGAACACUAGAAGAUGAUUAUCCUCCAGAGAGUGAGCGUUAUGAACAUGGUGAAAUGCUCUUGUAUAAGAUUUCAUUGUUGGAGGAAUGUGGGUUAUUUGACAGAGCACUGGAGGAAAUGCAUAAGAAGGAGGCUAAAAUUGUGGAUAAGUUGGCUUUCAAGGAAGAAAUGGCUUCUAUAGUCUUGAAGCUUGGUCGUUUUGAGGAAGCAGAGAAAAUGUACAGGUUCCUGCUUGUUAUGAAUCCUGAUAAUUACAGGUACUUUAUUGGCCUGCAAAAAUGUCUUGGACUAUAUUCUGAUAAAGGUGAAUAUACGUCUGAUGAAAUUGAAAGAUUAGAUGCCUUGUAUAUGUCACUUAGGGAUCAAUACAGUUGGUCUUCUGCUGUCAAGCGAAUACCACUUGAUUUUCUAGAAGGGGACAAGUUUCAGGAAGCCGUGGAUAACUAUGUCAGGCCUUUAUUAACUAAGGGUGUCCCCUCAUUGUUCUCUGAUCUUAGUCCGUUGUAUGACCACAUCGGAAAGGCAUCUAUUCUUGAACAAUUAUUUCUUCACUUGGAAGACUCAAUUAGGUCAACAGGAAGCUUUCCUGGAAGUUCAAAAAAGGAGCCUCCUUCGACACUCAUGUGGACAUUGUUUUUGCUAUCCCAGCACUAUGACAGACUAGGCCAGUAUGAUCUUGCUCUAGCUAAAAUUGAUGAAGCUAUCGAACACACUCCAACAGUGAUUGAUUUGUACUCCAUUAAGGGCAGAAUAUUAGAACAUGCAGGUGAUUUGCCUGCUGCUGCCGCCUUGGCAGAUGAAGCUAGGUCAAUGGAUCUUGCUGAUCGUUACUUAAAUAGUGAGUGUGUUAUGCGUAUGCUUCAAGCUGAUCAGGUUGGAUUAGCAGAGAAGACAGCUGUUUUGUUCACCAAGGAUGGUGAUCAGCACAAUAAUCUUCAUGACAUGCAGUGCAUGUGGUAUGAACUUGCUUCUGGUGAAAGUUACUUUCGUCAAGGUGAUCUGGGACAUGCACUCAAAAAUUUCUUAGCUGUUGAGAAGCAUUAUUCAGACAUGACAGAGGAUCAAUUUGACUUCCAUUCUUACUGUCUGCGUAAAAUGACUCUACGAGCUUAUGUAUCGAUGCUGAAGUUUCAAAACCAGUUGCAUUCACAUGAGUAUUUCCAUAAAGCUGCAGCAGGUGCUAUAAGAUGCUACAUGAAGUUGUAUGAUUCUCCAUCAAAAUUGAUGACAGAGGAAAGUGAUGAGAUGUCAAAGUUGCCUCCUUCACAGAGGAAGAAAAUGAGACAAAAACAGAAAAAGGCGGAAGCUCGUGCCAAGAAAGAAGCUGAAGAAAGAAAUGAGGAGGAAACAACUUCUUCUGGCAUGUCUAAAUCCGGCAGGCGGCCAAAUGUCAGACUUGUUGAUUUAGAUCCUCAUGGGGAAAAGCUCAUGCAGGUCGAAGAUCCACUAUUGGAAGCUACAAAAUAUUUGAAAUUGCUUCAGAGCAACUCUGCUAAUUCAUUGGAAACUCAUAUUCUUUCUUUUGAAGCAAACAUGAGAAAACAGAAGAUUUUGUUAGCAUUUCAGGCUGUUAAGCAGCUGAUUAAAUUGAAUGAGAAUGAUCCAGAUAGUCAUCGAUGUUUGAUAAAGUUCUUUCACAAAAUUAGCAGCUUUACUUCACCAGUUUCAGACUCAGAGAAGCUCGUUUGGAAUGUAUUAGAAGCAGAACGACCACAGAUAAGUCAGUUGAAUGGAAGGUCACUAAUUGAAGCUAACAAAUCUUUCCUUGAGAAGCACAAAGAUUCCUUAAUCCAUAGAGCAGCUGCUGCUGAAAUGCUGUAUGUUCUCGAGCCAGAGAAGAAGCUGGAGGCAAUUAAAUUAAUUGAAGAUUCAAAAAACAACAUAGCAGUGGGAAAUGGGGCACUCGGUCCGGUCAGCGUAUGGAAACUCCCAGACUGUAUUACCGUCCACAGAUUGCUUGAGACAGUGUUUGACGAUCAGGGUGCUGCUUCUAGAUGGAAAGCACGGUGUGCAGAAUACUUUCCAUGCUCGACACACUUUGGAGGCUGCAGAAACUCCACUCUUACUUGCACUUUAAAUAACAAUUUAAAAAAUUUGCCAGAAAAUGGGGUUGCCGCAAGCCAAGAUGACAACCUCGCUGAUUCUCAUUCCUUGAAUGGAGAGUUACAUGCAUUUAAGGACCUGAAAAUUUCAUAAUAUAGUCCGUUCUUUUGUCUAACCCUACAGGUGGAGACAAAAAGCUUAAGAGACGUCGAUAAACUGAGUUUUCUGCACUCAUUACAGUGACAAUCCUUGAUGAAGAGAAAAACGCAUGUCCUUGCCGGAGCACUGCAUUUUGUUGUCUCAUAGCAUUACGGAUUGCAUUAUUGGGUUAGGACUCACAUCUCGAGCAAAUGCUUCUCUCUGGCUUGUUCCAAGAUUGUAUUGUUAAUUAUCAUCUCAUGAAAAUGGUGGAAGAUUUUCUCUUACGUCACAAGAUCAGCUAUUUCUUGAUUAUGAGUUAAGUGGCAAAGAUAUGAAAGCGGUCAGCUAGCUCUGCAACCAAUGUUUUCAAGUAGUUGGCGUAUAGUUUCGCAUCUGAUUAUAUUUUGUACUCCUUACGGACCAUAAAUUUUGUGCAAUGUGUUUUUAUUGAAGUACAAAUUGUUUUGGCACAAACGACUCGUGACUCCGUCAUUCUCCGACAGAUGAAUAAUGUUGCGUUUUCAUAUCUGAUUGAUGAUGAUAAA
Molecule: messenger RNA, 3360 nt
Organism: Musa acuminata subsp. malaccensis (wild Malaysian banana)
Lineage: Eukaryota; Viridiplantae; Streptophyta; Magnoliopsida; Zingiberales; Musaceae
Product: N-terminal acetyltransferase A complex auxiliary subunit NAA15
Biological process (GO): N-terminal peptidyl-methionine acetylation
Cellular component (GO): cytoplasm
Molecular function (GO): protein binding
Source: RefSeq, a predicted model, not a curated record